GUUAAGUAAUCUUCAUCUAUCAAGAUCGUUAAAGAUCUGAUGUUGGCAGCUCUGAGAUCUCGAGUUCUCUCUUUCUCGUCGACUUCUUCGUCUGCUUCUGUUAUUCAGCCGCUAUGGAAGUUACAUUCUUCUACUUUCAACAACAGAACAUUUUGUUCAUCUGAUGUGGAUCGCAGCCUUGAUCUUCCCAGUAGUGGACUGUUAAACCUGGCCGAAGUUGAGAAAAUUCUAGAAGAUGUUAAAGCCGACGACGUCAAGGUUGUUCAAGUGAGGGAUCAAUGCGAUUGGGCUGAUUAUAUGGUCUUUGCUAGCGGCCGUUCGGCUUGGCACGUUCGCAAUAUCGCUCAAGCACUAAUUUACAAGGUAAAGCAAAAACAGAGAGGAGCAGAGAGGAUGUUGCUUCCUGUUGUGGAAGGGGAGAAGGAAGGGAAAUGGAUUGUUGUUGAUUCUGGACCAAUUGUAGUUCAUGCUCUUGAUGAGAAAGCUAGAUCAUAUUACAAUCUAGAGAGGCUUUGGAUACCAGGGGCAUCUAAUAAAGAACAACCAAAUAAUUUGGGGGAGGCUUUCUUGAAGGUUAGAAGAAUUAACAACUCAAAAAAAAAGGUUCAAAAUCUUGAUUGAUUAAUGAUUAUUAUUAUUAUGAUCAAGUUGUUCAGUUUGGUUGGGAUUGUUAGCCAUCUUAUGAUGAAUGAGGAUUGGUUUCUCCCUUGAAUUUUAUUAUAAUAAACAUGAAGGAUGUUCUUGAGAAAUAUUAACAAGUAUAUGUUUU
Molecule: messenger RNA, 769 nt
Organism: Impatiens glandulifera
Lineage: Eukaryota; Viridiplantae; Streptophyta; Magnoliopsida; Ericales; Balsaminaceae
Product: protein Iojap-related, mitochondrial
Exons: 4
Coding region: 40-621 (193 amino acids)
Biological process (GO): negative regulation of translation; negative regulation of ribosome biogenesis
Molecular function (GO): ribosomal large subunit binding
Source: RefSeq, a predicted model, not a curated record